CUACAUCAGAGGGGAGGAACAACAUUUGCAUAAUUCUAAAUGCGAGCGAACAAGUGACUAUAAAGUAACUCCCAAACCUCUCGGCGAAGCUUGUAAAGAAAGCUAAGCCCUUGCUCAGACUGGAAGUAUUUUGUCUACUAAGGCGAGGCAAACACAAGAGACAGCAAAGAUGACUUUUUAUGAUGGCCUUUACCCCUUCUAUCCAAUAACAAGGGCACCAGUGGUGUUCAAUACCAUCCAAAUUGUGGUUAUUAUUAUAUUUUUGGUCUUCCUGGUAGCUUUUCUCAUUGUACUCAUCGGCGUUCGUGGAACUGAAAGACUCCACGGGCUUGUAAAAUUAACUCUAAGUCUUUUCAUCGGAGUUGUUAUUGUUGUUGUUAACUUCACCAAUGACUGGGAAAGAGGAUAUGCCACAGUCAACACGACGUAUAAAUCAUUUAGCAAAAGUAACAUCAAUGCAGAAGUUGGGAUUCAUGUCGGAUUUUCAGGAGUAAAUAUAACCCUGAGAGGGCUCCCCCAAAACCAGCUGAAUGAAAUCAUCAACUACAAUGAAGAGUUUCUGUGGCAGCAUGGAGCAAACUACAAUAACGAGUAUCUAAAAGGGCUGGAGAGAGGUCUUCCGGAUCCAAUCUUGUACAUAGCAGAAAAGUUCACUCCAAGUAGCCCAUGUGGUGUUUAUUCGCAGUACAAGGUCUCUGGCACUUAUGCCUCAGCUACAAUGUGGGUUGCCCUUGUGGCCUGGAUGCUAGCCAAUAUCCUUCUGUGGCUCAAUGUCCUUUUAUAUGGAGCUUAUAUGAUGCUGGUAUCUGGUUUUUUCAUGAUAUUUUCAGUCAUCUCCUUUGGCACAACAAGGAAGACACCGCUCUGUGCUAUCCAGUUUGACCAAGUGAAAUUGGAGAGUGCUCUUGGCCCAUCCUUUUGGCUAUCAUUUGCAACAGCUUUGCUGUCUUUAAUAAUUGGAACAACCAUCAUUGUACUGAGCUUCUUCGCUCCAAAGGUUUUGAGCAGAAUAUUUCUAAUGAAUGACAGCAGCAAUGAUGAAGACUUUUAUGAGGUUAAUUACUAUAGUAUCAACUACCAGGAGCAAGUCAAGCCUAGCGAUGGCGUGCAAAUGAAAAGUCUGGAAGGUGCUGUAUAAUCAGUGGAGAAAAGAUUCCAUGUCUCUAAUGUGUAACUACAUGACAUCAACUUCGCAUAGUACUUGGACUGUAAUCCACAUCUGUGCCCUCUUAAAUUUCAGAUGUUAGAUGGAAGGAGAGAAACACUAAUAGUUUUAACCUUAUUUCUGUUUGACUAUAAAGAUGAAAACAGUUGUAACCUCCGAGAGGUGAACGAUCUGCUCUGUAGGUAUCUAAUUCUUGACAGCUCAAUUUGAGGUAUAAAUAAAAUGUGCAUUACUCGAACCUCAUGAGUUAAAUAUUACAACAGACAAGUUAAUGGGGGGGUCAGGAAGGUAGAAGAAACGAGCAGAGCAACUAUCCCAGCUUAAUGAAAAUUGGAGAACAGUCAGCAACUCACCACCUGAGUACUUUGAAUCCCAUGUUUGGACUUGAGUGUUGACUGAUUAUCCACACUCAGAAUGCUUUCCCGGGUAGGAGUCAUCUCUCCCACACAGCAAGCAGAGGAGAAGGCACACAAUGGAGUUAUAUUGGGUUCAUGUGGUGUCAAGUCUAAUAGAGAAGCAGAGGAGGAUGAGACUGAUAAACCACAACAAAACUUUAAGCCUCGUGACUCCUUAUCACACUUUGGAAUGGAAACAUUUCUGUUUUGUGAGGAGUUUGUCUGAACUAUUGUUUUGGACACAUAUAAUUUCCCAUUUAGUGAUUCACAUGAAUGUAGAUGAGGGAAGAGCAGAGAUUUGAUACAUUAAAUUGAGAAAAUGCAAUAGUUUUUCUACUAAAAUAUCAAUCUUGACUAAAUUUAAUGUGGAACCCAUACUGCCACUAAACAAACCUUAUAUACAAUAGUAGUCUAACGUUCUAUUACUCGUUGCAUAUUCCCUGUUUUCUGAGUGCGCUAUGUAUAUCUUUUAAUCAUAGAAGUGACCAUGGACAUUUAUAGUAUAGAACGAAGCCAUUGGGCCCAUUGUGUCCAUGCUGGUCAGUCUCACUUCCCAGAUUUUGAUGUUUGAUCCACGUAGCUUCUAAAUGUGUUGAAGGUUUCAGCCUACACUGCCCUCUCACGCAUUGAGUUUCAGACUCCCACAGCUUGUUGAGUGAAAUCAUUUAUUCUACCUCCCCUCUAAUCCUUCUAUUAACUUUUAUCGUGUGGGUUUGUGGUUAGCAGGAGCAAGGCUGGUCAUUGUCCAUUUGGAACUGAAUCUCCGGGAGUCACCCACCACUGCCCUCUCUCCCACAUUAAUCUGCAAACUGAAGCAGGCACAAUUCAGUCUGGUUGGCAGGAGGAGUUUGUUUUCAAGUUAACUGGCCGUAAACUUCAAUUUGCCUUUAUCCUUUGCACCUUUAUGUGAACAGGUACCUGCUCUGACAUAAUACCGCACUGCAAAACCUGUCUUUCUGGCCAAGACCUUGGUCAACCAUCUUAAUCUCAUGCAUUCUGGCAUGAGGUCAAUGGUUGGCUUAGUGCCUGUACCUUUCAGCUCCCUUGGAAAAUUCUUUGCACAGUGAACAGGAAUCAAUUCAAGCCAUUAUUUCUGUUUGUUCCCAUCGAUGUGUCUGGAGCCAAUGAUGUAUGUCCAUGUGUCAACAUCAUCUCACCCAUCACUGGUCCUAUCCAUCUUAUUCCCAAUUACUUUACUGCUCCCCCUUUUGGAAGGGGUGGCAUGGAUUCUGUCAAAGUAAUACUCUGUGACAACCCAGCCCCCAAUAGUUGCAAGCAUUGGAGGCAAUCACAUUUUCACAUGCUUUAUACUAUACGUACCUGUAGACUGUGAAAGGCAUCACAAUUUCUAAUUGAUUGAACAGUCAAGUGUAAAUGAGAGAGCAUGCCCAAAGUUGGGGACAAAGCAAUUAUUUUUUGCAAUCGUUACCUGUGUCAGAAGGAUUUGCUUUGCAAUUUAUUGGAUUCAAUAGAUGGAGAGACACUUUGCACUCAAAUUCAUCUCUGGCACAAUCUGCCUUUUUCAUUUGUUUGGACUUAAUGGAUUUGCAUAAACCUUUUACAAUAAAUGAAUGUGUAUGCAAAAUGAAGAAUAAUACUUUUCAUUCAUUUUUCUUGGCAGUCAAUGGAUCUGAACAUUGUUCUUUGUAAAUUUACACAUACUUUAUAAGAAUGUUUACUUUUUUAAAAUUUUAUAUUUGUUUAAAAAGUAAAUAAAAUGCCAUUGCUAUA
Messenger RNA from Pristis pectinata (smalltooth sawfish), 3291 nucleotides. RefSeq names its product dual oxidase maturation factor 1-like. Gene Ontology annotation, cellular component: endoplasmic reticulum membrane. The coding region runs from base 170 to 1138 and encodes 322 amino acids. The record is from RefSeq and is a predicted model, not a curated record. Gene Ontology annotation, biological process: protein transport. The transcript has 8 exons. NCBI's taxonomy places the organism in Eukaryota, Metazoa, Chordata, Chondrichthyes, Rhinopristiformes, Pristidae.